AACGGCAACCCGUAAAUGCUUAUAUCCAAAAUUGAACACUAAUCUCCCUACUGAAACCCCACACCUUCAGCGUCGAUUCAUUUGUUUCAUUGUCAUUGCCUCUUCAGCUCCUUAGUUUUGGUUGUGGGGUUUUGGAUACAAAGGUUUUUUUCUUGGAUCUCUCUGUGCAACUGGAUUUGGCUAAAUUUGAGAUUAGAGCUUAAUUUAAAGGUUCUUGUUGCCGGAACAGUGGGCUCUUGUAGUAGGCUAUAAAUUGAAAAUUAAAUUGUGUAUGUGGGUCUAACGUGUUUGAUGAAUUCUGAUUUCUGAUUAAAGUUAUGUUACAGUUAGUUGGGAAGGUCUUUUUUGGUGUCCUGAUCAAUGAGUUUUCAUUUUGGUUUAUUGUAAGAAUCCUGGGAUCAGGAUUUUGAGCAGUGAUUUCAUCUUCUUCUCUUUCUGAUAAAACAUUAAAAAUAAGUCGGUUAAUGGUUUAUAUCAAUUGGGUUCCUAUUUCUCUUUUUCCUAUUUCUCUUUUCACAUCGGAUGAUGCAUUGAUAGCUAAGGUUAAAAGGCUUUGUUUUUCAGCUUUUUGUACUUGAUUUGUGUUGGUAAGGGAAGGAGAUAAAAAAGCUUAAUCUUUUUCCUGAUCAAAUGGGCUCAUUUGGGUUCUUUCUGAUAUGUAUGCUUCACUCUUUGAUAGCUCUAACCUGUGGAAUUCUGAUGAUGUUUUACACGAAUGAGGCCUCUGUGUUUGGCCAUGGCAUUGAGGUAGCUUCUAAGCUGAAAGGAUCAACACCCCGUGACCAACUCUUGAUCCAAACCUCUGAUUCCUUUUCUGGGUUGCUCUUAUUUGCCAUUGGUUUCUUGUUAUUUAUGGUGGCAUUUGUCAAGGAUAGAGAAUUCCAAAGCUUUUUUGCAAAGGGUUGUGUUCUGAUUCAUGUUUCAGUGGCUUUUUGGAGAAUUUACUUUGAGUGGAAGCUUGAAGAUCUAGCUCAUGAUUUGCCAAGGCAGGUUGUGGGUGAUAUUGCAUUGGCUCUUUCCUGGGUUUUCUUUCUUGUUUACUCAUGGAGAGAGAAGUAUGAUUAGCUAUAACACAUAA
Molecule: messenger RNA, 1078 nt
Organism: Hevea brasiliensis (rubber tree)
Lineage: Eukaryota; Viridiplantae; Streptophyta; Magnoliopsida; Malpighiales; Euphorbiaceae
Exons: 1
Coding region: 631-1065 (144 amino acids)
Source: RefSeq, a predicted model, not a curated record